AUGCCCAAGUCCAGAAUAGAACCUACGAAUAUUAACUUUGGGGCCAUCCCAGCAUUAGUAGAAAUACUGCAAAAUAGUGAAGCAGAAGAUGCAGAGAUCUGUGCAUCUGCUUGGACAUUGGGGCACAUAGCAAAGCACUCACCUCAGCACAGUCUGGCUGUAGCUGUCGCUAAUGCUUUACCUAGACUUCUUCAGGCAUCCUUAAAUAUGUUCUAG
Spodoptera exigua (beet armyworm) is the source of this 216-nucleotide messenger RNA. The record is from the annotation of a GenBank genome assembly. Lineage: Eukaryota; Metazoa; Arthropoda; Insecta; Lepidoptera; Noctuidae.